AUGCUCCGCCGCCUCGCCACGAACUCCGCGCGCGCGCUCCUGAACGCGACGGGCGCGUCCGCGCCGCCGCCGCUCGCGUCUUCCACGGCUGCGUUCCACGGCUCCGCGCCAUCGCGCGUCGGGCAGGUCCUGGUCCACAUGUCCGGCCUGGACUGCGGCGAGAUCUUCUCCAAGACGCACAAGGCGCGUAUUCAUCACACUGGUUCCCAUACGAUCGCGUUCGCGUGGUGA
Micromonas pusilla CCMP1545 is the source of this 231-nucleotide messenger RNA. RefSeq lists its product as uncharacterized. The coding region runs from base 1 to 231 and encodes 76 amino acids. Lineage: Eukaryota; Viridiplantae; Chlorophyta; Mamiellophyceae; Mamiellales; Mamiellaceae. The transcript has a single exon. The record is from RefSeq and is a predicted model, not a curated record.